Phymastichus coffea is the source of this 1256-nucleotide messenger RNA. RefSeq lists its product as uncharacterized. Gene Ontology annotation, cellular component: nucleus. The transcript is spliced from 4 exons. The coding region runs from base 171 to 1211 and encodes 346 amino acids. NCBI's taxonomy places the organism in Eukaryota, Metazoa, Arthropoda, Insecta, Hymenoptera, Eulophidae. Gene Ontology annotation, biological process: peptidyl-arginine methylation. Gene Ontology annotation, molecular function: protein-arginine N-methyltransferase activity. The record is from RefSeq and is a predicted model, not a curated record.
CAGAUAACACAGCGUGCCAGCAUGGUUUGGCACGCGCGUGCUCGUCACGGCGUGCCGUUAUAAUGCAGGCAUAGUGCUUCGAGCGGCACUGUGUUAUCUGAGUAAUAAUUAAUUUUCUAACCUAUUUAUAAUUUUUAAUUUAUAAGCGACAUAAGGAAACAGUGUUGACAAUGGAUGACAAUAAUGACAAUACAGAAGUUUAUUUUGAUAGUUAUGAAGAUUUGGAUGUCCACCGAUUGAUGCUCAAUGAUAAAUCUAGAACAUUAGCUUACAAAAAUACAAUAUUUAAUAUGAAAGAUAAGUUUACCAAUAAAAUAGUAAUGGAUGUAGGAGCUGGGACUGGAAUACUGUCUAUAUUUUGUGCACAAGCAGGAGCCAAGAAAGUUUAUGCGGUAGAAGCAAGUAAUUUGGCAAAGUUAAUAUCUAUAGUAGCUAAAGAAAAUAAUGUUGAACAAGUUAUAGAUAUCAUAGAAAAAAAGGUUGAAGAUAUUGACACAAAUGAAAUAGAGAAAGUUGAUAUUAUUGUGUCCGAAUGGAUGGGUUUUUAUUUAGUGCAUGAAGGGAUGUUAGAUUCUGUCAUAUUUGCAAGAGAUAAAUUUCUCAAAGAUGAUGGGCUUAUGUUUCCAUCUAUAGCUAAGAUUUACACAGCUCCUUGUCAACUACCUAACUUUAAUGAAUUUUGGGAUGAUAUUUUUGGAGUAAGCAUGAAAUGUAUAGCAGAAAAAUACAGACAAAGCAAAUCUUCUAAGCCAGAAAUUUUAUUAAUUCCUCAGGAAGACAUUUUAGCUGAAGGUAAAAUAAUAGUUUGGCUGGACUUGAAAACAGUAACUUCGGAAAAUUUAGAUAGUUUAGGAUCAAAAGUUGUGUUAGCUUGUUCAAAAAAUGGCAAAUAUCAAGGCUGUGCUAUUUGGUUUGAUGUGGAGUUUCCAGAUGAUUCAGUAUUAUCUACUGAUCCUGCAUUAGAGCCAACACAUUGGCAGCAAACAGUUAUAGUCUUACCUACAUCCUUUGAUGUUAGUAGAAAAGAACCUAUUGCUUUUGAAUUGAAAUUCGAUCGAAAUAAUUCCAAUUCAAGAAGGUAUAACGUUUCAUUUACAAUGUUGGAUGCCUCAGAAGUUUCUCACGAAAUUCCUUGUGAUUGUGACAUGACUAAAUGUAUCGUUACCAGAGAAUAUAUAAAAAACCAGUUUGCAAUUGAAUUAGAUACUUAAAUACUUUUAUAUCUGAUAUUUUUUUAUAAAACUACAUAUAAAUUA